Helicoverpa armigera (cotton bollworm) is the source of this 409-nucleotide messenger RNA. It is a transcript of the gene Rpb12, whose product is annotated as DNA-directed RNA polymerases I, II, and III subunit RPABC4. Gene Ontology annotation, molecular function: zinc ion binding; DNA binding. The record is from RefSeq and is a predicted model, not a curated record. Lineage: Eukaryota; Metazoa; Arthropoda; Insecta; Lepidoptera; Noctuidae. Gene Ontology annotation, cellular component: RNA polymerase III complex; RNA polymerase II, core complex; RNA polymerase I complex. The coding region runs from base 144 to 323 and encodes 59 amino acids. The transcript is spliced from 3 exons. Gene Ontology annotation, biological process: DNA-templated transcription.
GGUUAUGUUUUUAUAAAAGUGUACUCAUCUGCGCCUCACUCGUACAUAUUUAAAGGAAAGGCGCUGUAUUAAACGUGCUUUGCGAAAACAAAUCGCUCAAAAAAUUUAAUUCGGGAUAAAUUAGCUUUAAAACAAAAACAACCAUGGCUGACGCGGGCAAUAAGGAAUCUUCAGUUACAAAAGUCCCUAUGAUUUAUGUUUGUGGAGAAUGCCACCGGGAGAACGAAAUUAAACCAAGAGAUCCUAUAAGGUGCCGAGAAUGUGGAUACAGAAUUAUGUACAAGAAGCGAACAAAAAGAUUGGUUGUCUUCGAUGCUCGUUGACGAAGAUUGGUGAAAUGGACGAGUGUGUAUUUUAAGAUAUUUUUGUAACUACAUUUCAACAUAAGAUAAAUAAAAGUCUAAGAUAA